UGUUCCUUCACUCAGCACAGACUCAGACCCCUCGCCGCCGACAAUUAGGGGCAAGACUCUUUCGGUGUCAGCAAUUCUUGCCCAACCACAGCACAAGCCAGUGUCGGGGCCAUGUCUGCUGUUUCUAGCGACGCGAAAAUGCAUGAACCAUCAGCCGAAGAAGUGGAAGAGGAGUUGUUGAAGCAUCUCGAGCUCGAGUGGGGCUUGCCGCUGCAUAUCCUCAGACUGUUCGGAGAGUGGGCGAAGAAUAUCGACUUCCCGUUUGUUGGGUGCGAGCAGCGUAUCAUCCGCGACUUCUCCCCUGAAGAUUGGGUUGAUAUAAAAACACAUCUCAGGGAACACAGCUUGAAGAUCCUGAAUUACAUCUCGUUUGCCUAUGACGAAGACAAGCGUACACUAACCAUGAGAGGCACAACACCAAUACAUCAGGCUGGAGGCAAAGCUGUGGCGAAAGAGAUGAAGGUCGGGGUCAAGAAGUGGCUUUUGACUGACUCUCAAGACUUCUGGAUCGACAACAAUGAGUACGAAAUCGGAGAUAAGGGAACCCCCAUCCCGGGAACCAUGGGGACCCUUCAGUAUGAGCCGCCGUUGGAGGGUUCCCCGACUGAUAGCGUGCUUGUAGGAUCACAGAUUGUUGUUUUGCGGGUGGAGUCGUGCUUCACACAGACCUUUUCAGAUGCCAUGAAGAAGGUCCACGCAAAAGCUGUCGAGAUUUCGAAGGGAAACACUACCUAUCGCCGGUUCCUUGGGUCAUCAUCAACAUCGACGAGACCCGCCGCACCGCAGACGCAGUCCCACAGUACGACUCCCUCGACCACAAAUUCGACCAACUGCAGGGCAUUCCAAGGCCCGUUGAUGACCCGAACAUCCUCAUUGGCGGCUACGCAUAUAAGCAUGAAAUCGUUGCUGGCAUGACGACUGCCCAGAUCUUCUUGGUCAACGGUGCAUCCGAUCUCGCAUUGGUCAGAAAGGGUGUCAUGAAUGACUGGACUCCUCAGCGCUAUGUUGCUGAGGGUCUGGGGAUUCCGUUGAAGGACCGGUACGAAGGGCUUGAAGCCAACUCGCUCGAC
Molecule: messenger RNA, 1070 nt
Organism: Fomitopsis serialis
Lineage: Eukaryota; Fungi; Basidiomycota; Agaricomycetes; Polyporales; Fomitopsidaceae
Exons: 6
Coding region: 112-915 (267 amino acids)
Source: RefSeq, a predicted model, not a curated record